AUGUCACUUCCACUCAUCUUCAUGCUCUCGUCGUGUUUUACUAAUUCUUUCUUGCAUAGUUUGAACUUUAACUCGUCAAGCGAGAAGCCACAUUCUAUUCUGAGGCCUUUAUGCGGAUAGAGAGGAUUUGCAGUCGUGUCAGACUUGAGUCGUAAGUUUACCGUGUUGAAACGUGGAAAAAACCUUCAUAAACUCAUUCUGAAAAUUACAAGAGGGCGGACAGUAUUAAUUACGGUUAAUCGUAGAUAACGUUUCCAGUGAGAAAGGCGCACGAGUUCAAAGUCCUUUCAUGUAGGAGCGUGAUUUGUCUUGCUCUUCCUAUGAGGCCAAAACCCUGAUUGCAGAUAACUGCAGAGUCGCUUAGCAUCUUAGUAUUGCUUCGUAAAAAGGAUUCAACCACAGUGGAAAUGAAAAUGAUUGAAAAUACACCAUCUAACCCAAAUGAUAUAUCUAUUAUAUUGGAGCCCUGUCCUGUGGGUCUUGAGACAGCAUACAACACAUUAUAUUCUCCUGAUGCCAUUCAGUUCAUAGCUGAACUUGUUUCAACUUUUGACACUCGUAUUGAGCAACUUUAUUGGAAACGUUUAACAACAAAAUGUACGUAUCAAAAGUUGGAUCAACUGCCAAAAUUUAGAAACUCACCCGAAAGGCAUGAGAAGCAUUGGAAAGUAGCACCACUGCCACAACGACUGCAAAAUCGGCAUUUGGACUUGGGUGAUGUCAGUCCUGCAAAUACAGAUCAUUUCAAGAAAGCUUUACUAGCUGAUGUGCAAGGUAUUCAGGUUGACUUUGAUGAUGGGCAUUGUCCUACAUGGAAGAAUCAACUCAUAGGUUUAUACAACAUCUUCAAAGUAGUACAUGGACAGUUCAGUGGUAUUCCUUCUCUAAGUACUCUUCCAAUUUUAAUGCUUCGACCUCGGGCAUGGAAUAUGAUUGAACACAAUAUGAUGGUCAAUGGAAAAGAAGUUCCUGGACCAUUAUUUGACUUUGGAGUUCUCGUCUUCCAUAAUGCUCAUGAACUUUUCAAAGAAGGAAGUGGACCUUUUUUCUAUCUCUCUAAACUCGAAGGAGCAGAUGAAGCUGAACUCUGGAAUGAUAUUUUUGUAUGGGCACAGCAGAAAUUACAGAUUCCUUAUGGGACAAUAAAAGCUUGCGUUCUUAUUGAGAACAUCCUUUCUUCUUUCGAAAUGGAUGAAAUUCUAUAUAAAUUGAAAGAUCAUUCUUUAGGCUUGAAUUGUGGUAUAUGGGAUUAUGCAGCUUCUAUUAUCAGUAAAUUUGGGCACAAGAAAAAUUUCAUGCUACCAGACAGAAAUAAAUAUGUCAACAUGAGUCGUCACUUCCUCAAGUCUUACAUGUUGUUGGUCAUUAAAACUUGUCACAAAAGAGGAGCUCAUGCUACUGGGGGAAUGGCAGCUCAAAGUCUCAGUAUGGAAAACACUUCACGGAAUUCAGAAAUCAUUGAAAAUGUGUGCAAGUCUAAACUUCAAGAAAUAUCAGCAGGGGUUGAUGGUUUCAUGGUUUACGACAUUGGUUUAGUACCAUACAUAAACAAGCUCUGGAAGCAACAUGCACCUGAACCAAAUCAAUUGUCAGUACUACCCAAUGAGUCAGUGAGUCCAGAAGAUUUGUUACAAAUGCCUACUGGAGGAGUGACAGUAAAUGGAAUGAAACAUAAUGUGCAAGUGGCCAUUUUGUUUAUUUACUAUUGGUUUCAAGGGCGUGGCCAUUUUGAGUUCAAGGGAGCUGUAGAAGAUUCUGCCACAGCAGAAAUAUCUAGAUCUCAAAUAUGGCAAUGGAUAAGACACAAGGCAAGUAUGGAAGAUGUCAAUGGAAUAGUAUCAAAACAUCUUGUGAGCAAAUUUGCUAGUGAAUUUAUCACAGAGUGUAAGAAAAAUAAUCAGUUCUGCAACUCUAUUGAUGAUUACCAGAAGAUCAUUGCAGCAAAAGAAAUAUUUUUGGAACUAGUAACAAAAAGAGAGUUUCCUGAUUUUAUAACAACAUUUCUAAACAACAACUAUAUAUUUUGGCAUUUUCACAAACACUCUAUAUCAUCAGGACCAAAGUGUCACUUAUAAAUAUACCAUUGAUGUAGAAAAAUAAAAUGUAUACAAAGAUGUAUUAUGUAAUUAACAUUGUAGAAACAGUUACUUUCACUUGCAUGUUAAAAUUUUUAUUAUGUAUUUAAUUUUUAUUUUGAAUUGAAACUAACGAAGAUGUACAUUUGAAUUUCUUGAUAAUAAAAACGAUUGAAAAUGGCAAAAUAAAUGUUUGAGGAACGUCUUAAUUUACAGAUUAAUACAAAAUUAGUACAAUAAUCUUUACUACUAAAAACAUCUCUACAUCUAAACAAGGUGGAAAUCAAAAACAAAACUAUCUUGGUCAAGCUCAUUCUCAUAAACCUUCAUGCAUUCUUUAGAGAAUAACAACAGGACUUAAUUAUGAAGUAUUAUUUCUCAUUUCAUUUGUAAAGUAUUUUACUGAGAUAGAUAUAAUUACUGGUGAGGAUUAAAUCACUUACUCGUGUAUUAAAUGUAUGUUAUCGUUAAAAUUACUUGGUAUCGCAUAAUAAUCUUUGGAAACCAAGCAACUGAAAAAUUAGAAUCUGAAGAACUUGAAAAACCACAAUGCAAAACUACCAUGUAUUCCACUUUAAAAACUAUUAGUAGAAAGUGAUUUUGCUUAAAAAGUGCUAAUGGAACAAUUUGCUUAGAACAUUAUAUUCAAGUCACGAUACUAGAAUUUCCUUUACAUUCUCAAGUGCAGUUUUAGAAGUUCAUUCCUUAUAAUUCUGAUGGAUAAGAAAAAUUCUUUAUCUAAGAUAGGUACAAUUCAUGAGGUUUUUUAAAAAUGUAUAGUUUGUUUACAGCGAUCUAGAUAAAAGUGUUACACAUUUGAAAUUUCAAAACACUCCCAGACAUUUCCAGCUCUUAAAUUUUGAGAUUUCAUGUUAAUAAACUAUUUUGAAGCAUUAAGAUUUAGGAUUUCAAGACCCCAAAACAUAUAUUUCAAUUAAAAUUACAAAUACUAGAUAAUUUUAAGACUUCACACUGAAUCAUGCAAGGACAGUUCACUCUGCAUGAAACCAACUGUAUAUGAAUAAAAACUAUGCAAUUGUUAAUAUAAUAUAAUUUGAAAAUGAAAAAAAAUGAAUGCUAAAAUUAUAAAGUCAAUGAUAAAAACCUUCAACAAUUUAGUAAUACAAGUAUUUUUAAAUCAUUUUUACAUAUCACUACGAUUAAACGGUAUUACAUGUGAAUUAGAGAAUAUUACGAACUUUUCCAGACAAUUUUAGGUUUGCAACAGCCUUAUGCUUACAAGUGAACAUGCAAGGGGAAGACUGACUUCACUUUUCUCAAUUCUUCAAUUUAUUUAGAGCUUCAUUUAACAGUUCAUCAGCUGUUAUGAUGUCAUCCAAUCAGGAGCUUACAUAUCACUAUAGUGAUGUCACUAUGGUGAUAUUUUAUCUCCCAAUUGGAUGGCACCAUAACAGCUGAUUUACGUUGACUGAACCCAUUUUUAAAUCCAAGUAUAAUGCUGCUUUUCCAAUAACAUUUAGUGCAAUACAUCAGCAAUAUGGCAUAACUAAAUUUAUCCCAAAAUAAAGGCAAAGCAAAAGCAAAAAUCCUGAGUUUUUUUCAGACAAUACCAAAUUUUGUCAUCUUUUCCAGUUUUUCCUUGCUUUCUUAGCCAUAUCAUUUAUUGGUAUUUUGGAUUCGAUUUUUUUUCACUCCAAAUAAUAAAGUUUAUUUAUUUAGGACAUACAGUUGACUCCAGUUAUAGGGAACUCACGAUACAGCAAACCCUCAGUUAUAGUGAAUUUAAGUCACUGGUGCCGUUUCACUUACAUUGCAAAUAAGCAUAUGUAGAUUCGGUUAUAGUGAACCUGAACCUUAGCUAUAGUGAUCAUAGGAAGAAGUUCUUGGAAAUUACUUGGAUCUUUUAUGGUAUUAGGUGAUUAAAGAGGCCUUCAGAGAGUUGGUGUUCCAACAGUACAAGAGGUGUUGAAU
Molecule: messenger RNA, 4007 nt
Organism: Gryllus bimaculatus (two-spotted cricket)
Lineage: Eukaryota; Metazoa; Arthropoda; Insecta; Orthoptera; Gryllidae
Source: the annotation of a GenBank genome assembly